CCCACUUCUGUAGAUGCUCAUUUGCAUUACAGGGUUCUCUUGAGGAGUUCCCACCCCCACCCCCCCGAAAUUUACUCAAUCGGUGCUUCUGAUUUGUUCUUCUAUUAAAAACAAAUUGAAAAUGGUUUUAUCUAACCAGAACACUUCUGCUCAGAUUAAACCCACAAAUGCACAAGAGGCAGAAAUGAUGGGUGCAAGAAAAUUCAGAAUGGAGUCGAUACCUUAUAGAAAAGCUUUAAGUGUGCUGAAUCAGAAUUUAGUGGGAGCUAAUCCAUUUCCUUGUGUUGUUAACAAGAGAGUUUUAUCAGAGAAAAAUGCCUCACAAAUGGCACUCUCCCGGAGAACCUGUCCGGAGGACACGAAGAAACCAAAGACAUCGGUCGAGGAAUUCACGAUAUGGGAGGAUAUCCCUCUAUCAGAUGUAGAGGAUCAAUCUGUGUCCAUGUCUUUGGAACAAACAGAAACUGAAAUUACCAAAGAAGAUCAAAUGGAGGAAGUUGAAAUGAAGGACAUAUUUGAAGAGACCAUUAUGGAUAUUGACAGUUGUGAUGCAAAAAAUCCCUUCGCAGUUGUUGACUAUGUUGAAGAUCUAUAUGCCUACUACAGGAAAAUGGAGGAUUGUAGCUGCGUCUCGCCGGGCUAUAUGGCACAACAAUUUGACAUAAAUGAGAGGAUGAGGGCUAUUCUAAUUGACUGGCUUAUUGAGGUACACCACAAAUUCGACCUUAGGGACGAGACAUUGUUUCUAACUGUAACCCUGAUAGACAGAUUUUUAGCAAAGCAAACUGUAGAGAGAAAGAAGCUGCAGCUUGUUGGUUUGGUUGCUAUGCUCUUGGCUUCAAAAUAUGAGGAAGUUUUAGUUCCAAUCGUCGAUGAUUUGAUAUUUAUUUCAGACAAAGCUUACACAAGAAAAGAAGUCCUUCAAAUGGAAUGGUUGAUGCUCCACACAUUGCAGUUUACAAUGUCUCUUCCGACUGCACACGUUUUUAUUAGAAGAUUUCUCAAGGCUUCUCAGUCCGAUAAGAAGCUUGAGCUACUCUCUUUCUACUUGAUUGAGCUUUGCUUGGUGGAGUAUGAAAUGCUCAAAUAUUCGCCUUCGUUUUUGGCUGCUGCUGCAAUCUAUACAGCUCAAUGUACGCUUUUUGGCGUUGGACAAUGGUGUAAGACAUGCGAAUGGCAUACAAGCUAUUCAGAAGAUGAACUAAUGGAAUGUUCAAGAUUGAUCGUCGGGUUCCACCAGAAGGCAGCAACCGGGAAACUUACCGGGGUUUACAGAAAAUACAACACUUCGAAGUUAGGAUAUUCAGCAAAAUGUGAACCGGCACAUUUUCUUGUACAAAGUGUUCCAUAAUAAGCAGAGGGAGGGAGGGAGGAUGUACAGUUACUUGUACAGUAAUUGUGCUGAUUCUUGAUUCGAAAUUAGUGAUUCAAAUUUAAGGAAUUAAAGCAUAUCGUGGCUUUUACUGUGCAAAAGCCAUGGCCUUUAAAACAUAGAUUACGACAUUUUUAAUUGUACUUUACUUUCAUUCGAUGGCUAAUAAAAUUAAACAAGUUUUCCAUAA
Olea europaea var. sylvestris is the source of this 1562-nucleotide messenger RNA. RefSeq names its product G2/mitotic-specific cyclin-2-like. Bases 122 to 1351 code for a protein of 409 amino acids. Gene Ontology annotation, cellular component: centrosome; nucleus; cyclin-dependent protein kinase holoenzyme complex. The transcript has 9 exons. The record is from RefSeq and is a predicted model, not a curated record. Gene Ontology annotation, biological process: regulation of cyclin-dependent protein serine/threonine kinase activity; mitotic cell cycle phase transition. Gene Ontology annotation, molecular function: cyclin-dependent protein serine/threonine kinase regulator activity. Lineage: Eukaryota; Viridiplantae; Streptophyta; Magnoliopsida; Lamiales; Oleaceae.